Molecule: messenger RNA, 2293 nt
Organism: Rubroshorea leprosula
Lineage: Eukaryota; Viridiplantae; Streptophyta; Magnoliopsida; Malvales; Dipterocarpaceae
Source: the annotation of a GenBank genome assembly
UGAUUAGCCUUGAAUUACCCUCCAUUAUCUGUUUCCUUUUCUUCCCCUAGAGUGAAUAAUGAAUAUGCUUAUGGGUUUGCAGGUGCACUCAGAGAUAAGUGGAAGUGCUCCUUUCCUUGCUCUAAAUGAAAAGAGGAAAAUGAUGAUGUUUCCUUUGACCUUUUUACCCAAGGAUUCUCCUGAUCCUGCAAAUGCUGAUUUGUGGAAAGAUGUUCCCAAGGUGUCUACUGAGAAUGAAAUUUCUCUAGGAAAAUGGAUACAUGUUGGAUGUGAGGUUUCAGUUGAUUUUGUGCGGCUUCACAUUGAUGGGGAAGUUGCAGGAGAGUGGCAUUUUUCUGCCUUGUUGGACAAAGACACAGAAUCAAAUGGUUUAAGGAAGAUAACAUUACUUUCUUUUACUGAUGAUAACAAUGGGGUGCAAGGUUAUAUCCACAAUGUUAAAGUUUUGCCUUUAACCUUUUCUAUCAAGGAUCACUAUGCUAAGGAUCCUCCUUUACAAUUGUCAAUUGAUAAUUCAUCUGCCUCUGAGAUUGAAGAAGAGAGUGAUGGUGUUUGGAAUAUAGUCGGAGGCAAGGCAUCUUGUCGAAGGAUUUUUUCCUUGGAUGUUGUUUUAUUGAAUGCCUUGGGCCAACCUGUAGACAAGGAAGUUGAGGUUGUUGCUUUGCUUUUGUAUGCGGAUGAUGGAUCUCCUGUAGAGAAGACAAUUGAUGAAGAAGCACCCCUCCUUGCAAGCUAUGAUGGAAUUGAAUUUUCCUCUUAUGAUAAACCAAGCAAACUAGUGCAAGGGCGUGCAUCCUUCAAGCUAAAGAUAUCCCAGCUUUCAUCCAAGUGUGAGAAUAGGCUCUUCAGCAUUAAAUUUGAGAUAACAAAAAUUGAGGGGUAUCAUUUCCUCCAGGCGUUCUCUCAUACAAUUCGUUGCAUUUCUCGAAGUCGCAAUACAAGAACAUCUACUAUUAUCUCGAAAAAGACCUCUGAGGCCCAUCCACUUGAUGGAUCUCAAUCCAAUGGAUUAGAUGAUGCAUCUUUAGAACUUCAACGAACUACUGUUCAUGAAGCAAAACUUAAUCCCUCAUCAAAGCGAGUCAGAAUGGGAGAGGCAAAGAUGUCAAGAAUGGACCAACCUGAUGAGGAAUGCAAUUCUCGUGCCUGGACAGCUAAUCAUGUUGAGAAUGAUUUUCGGUCAAGUUUGGAGGAGAGACCUGGGAAUUUUGAAAAAGCAGACCAUUCUUUAUCUGAUUCAGAGAGCACUGAAGCAAGACAACCUGCUUUGAAGGGCGUGUCAAGUACUGGACAUUCAGUUUCAGAUUUAAUGAUUUUCCGAUACUGCCUAGGAGGCUUGACUGAGAGGUCUCUUUUACUCAACGAAAUUGCAACCACUGCUUCAGAUAAAGAAAUUUUGGAAUUUGCUGAUCAGGUGUCUCUGUACUCUGGGUGUUCUCAUCACAGGCAUCAAAUAAAAAUUUCAAAGGGAUUGAUAGAGGAAGGAACAAAAGCUUGGAAUUUAAUGUCACAAAACAAUCAUCAAGUUCGGUGGGAGAGUGUGGUUUUUGAGAUUGAAGAGCAAAUCAUGAGAAUUGCUUGCUGCAGUACAAGAUCUCUCACUCAGCAGGACUUUGAGGUAUUGCGGAAAAUUGCUGGAUGCCGAGAUUACUUGGCUCGAGAGAACUUUGAGAAAAUGUGGUGCUGGUUGUUCCCUGUUGCUCUAACAUUAUCAAGAGAUUGCAUAAACAGAAUGUGGAAAUCUACAUCACCCAAGUGGAUAGAAGGGUUUAUUACAAAGGAAGAAGCAGAACUCUCACUUCAAGGUCCAAGAGGCCUUCAGGAGCCUGGAACAUUUGUACUAAGAUUUCCAAUCUCAAGGAGCUGGCCCCACCCAGAUGCAGGUAGCUUAAUUGUGACUUAUGUUGGCAGAGAUUAUGCUCUCCAUCACAGACUGCUUUCCCUCGACUCAGUAUAUAGCUUGGACAAAAGGCAGAUGAAUAGAACACUACAAGAUAUGCUGUUGUCAGAGCCUGAGCUCUCCCGGUUUGGAAGGGUAGUAAGAAGUCACUAGGCUUGCUUGAAACGUAGCAUCCUGUCCCUUCUGCUUCUGCCUUGUGGUGAUAAUUUUUUCUACAGUCCUUUGCUCCCCCCUUUCCUUUUCUCCCUUCUUAGUUUUCAUGCUUCUAUUUGUACACAUCUCAUUACAAAGAUGGAUUGUGCAAUACAAGUAGACAACUCUUAAAAGCGACAUGAAUAUUCAAUGACUUAAAAUAAUUAUGGAGAGGAAAUUCAUCAGCUUGAAGUUUUAACA